This is a messenger RNA of Pelmatolapia mariae (spotted tilapia), 6569 nucleotides long. It is a transcript of the gene dock1, whose product is annotated as dedicator of cytokinesis 1. The transcript is spliced from 52 exons. NCBI's taxonomy places the organism in Eukaryota, Metazoa, Chordata, Actinopteri, Cichliformes, Cichlidae. Gene Ontology annotation, biological process: small GTPase-mediated signal transduction; cell migration; myoblast fusion. Gene Ontology annotation, cellular component: plasma membrane; cytoplasm. Gene Ontology annotation, molecular function: guanyl-nucleotide exchange factor activity; small GTPase binding. The coding region runs from base 134 to 5803 and encodes 1889 amino acids. The record is from RefSeq and is a predicted model, not a curated record.
AAUGGCUGCUCGGAGUAACUCCCCAAAGCUCAGAGAAAACUGAAAAAAAGAAGUCUACAUUAAUAACAAGAGGUCACAUCUGGACCUUUUUUAACAGGCAGAGCGACAACUCGGGGAAGCCUCGACACUGAGAAUGUCUCGCUGGGUGCCCACUAAAAAGGAAAAGUAUGGAGUUGCAAUCUAUAACUACGAUGCCCGGGGAGAGGAGGAGCUGUCACUGCAGAUCGGAGACACAGUGCACAUACUUGAGACAUAUGAAGACUGGUACAGAGGCUAUAGGCUGAGGAGAAAAUCCAAAAAGGGCAUAUUUCCCGCUUGCUAUAUACACCUGAAAGAGGCCACGGUCGAGGGCAGCGGGCAAAAGGAGACAGUCAUUCCCACUGAGCUGCCCUUGGUUCAAGAGGUUACCACAACACUGCGGGAGUGGGCUACAAUAUGGAGGGACUUAUAUGUGGGAGACAAGCGUGAGAUGUUCAACUGUGUCCGUGACAUGAUCUACGACCUCAUCGAAUGGCGUUCACAGAUUCUGUCCGGCACCCUUCCACAGGACGAGCUGAGUGAGCUCAAACAGAAAGUCACCUCCAAGAUAGACUAUGGCAACAAGUACCUGGAUCUUGAUCUGGUGGUCAGAGACAAAGAUGGAAACAUACUGGACCCAGAGCUCACCAGCACCAUCAGCCUGUUCAGGGCACACGAGGCAGCUUCCAAACAAAUUGAGGACCGGAUCCAAGAGGAGAAGUCUCAGAAGCAGAAUAUUGAUCUGACGAGGCAAGCAAAGUUCGCUUCCACGCCAGCUUUCGCCCUCUUUGUGACUCUGAAGAAUGUGGUGUGUAAGAUUGGCGAAGAUGCAGAGGUGCUCAUGUCGCUUUACGACCCAGUGGAGUCCAAGUUCAUCAGUGAAAACUACUUGGUAAAAUGGUCAAGCUGUGGCCUAGUAAAAGACAUCGACCAGCUUCAUAAUCUGCGGGCAGUCUUCACAGACUUGGGUAGCGAAGAUCUGAAGAGAGAAAAGAUCAGCUUUGUGUGUCAGAUUGUAAGAGUUGGACGGAUGGAGCUACGAGACAACAACACCAAGAAGCUGACUUCAGGUCUGAGAAGACCUUUUGGAGUGGCAGUAAUGGAUGUCACUGACAUCAUAACAGGCAAAAUGGACGACGAGGAUAAGCAGCACUUUAUCCCAUUUCAGCCGCUAGCGUUGGAUGACGCCAUUCGCCACAAGCAGCUGAACAUCUCCCGUUUUUCACCCAGGGUGGCAGGGGAGAAUGACUUCCUCCAGACAGUCAUCAACAAAGUUAUCACCGCCAAAGAGGUCAAUCACAAGGGCCAAGGCCUGUGGGUCACUCUGAAGCUGCUUCCUGGAGACAUCCAUCAGAUAAGAAAGGAUUUCCCUCACCUUGUGGACCGAUCGACAGCCGUGGCUCGCAAGAUGGGCUUUCCUGAGAUAAUUAUGCCAGGGGAUGUGCGAAACGACAUCUACGUGACUCUGGUUCAGGGGGAUUUUGACAAAGGGAGUAAGACAACCCCCAAAAACGUUGAGGUGACCAUGUCUGUUUAUGAUGAGGACGGCAAGAAGCUCGAGAAUGUGAUCUUUCCAGGAGCUGGAGAUGAAGGGAUCAAUGAGUACAAGUCUGUUAUCUACUACCAAGUAAAGCAGCCCCGCUGGUUUGAAACGAUAAAGGUUGCUAUUCCCAUUGAAGACGUGAACCGGAGCCACUUGCGGUUCACUUUUCGUCACCGAUCAUCACAGGACUCCAAAGAUAAAUCGGAGAAGAUAUUUGCCUUGUCUUUUGUGAAGCUGAUGAGGUAUGACGGGACCACUCUGAGGGACGGUGAGCAUGAUCUCAUCGUGUACAAGGCAGAGGCAAAGAAGCUAGAGGACUCUUCUCUGUACCUAAACCUACCUUCCACAAAGCUGGAGAUGGAAGAGAAAGGCUACUCCACCACUGGAAAAAAUACCCAGACCCUGGGCAUCUGUACCAUCAGCAAGGAUUCCUUUCAGAUUUCCACCCUGGUCUGCUCUACCAAACUUACCCAAAAUGUGGACCUACUUGGCCUGCUGAAGUGGCGCUCCAACACCAGCCUUCUGCAGCAGAAUCUACGUCAGCUAAUGAAGGUGGAGGGUGGCGAGGUUGUGAAGUUUCUGCAAGACACUCUGGAUGCUCUCUUCAACAUCAUGAUGGAAAACUCUGACAGUGACACUUUUGAUACUCUGGUGUUUGAUGCCUUGGUGUUCAUUAUUGGGCUUAUAGCCGACAGAAAGUUCCAGCACUUUAAUCCGGUUCUGGAGACCUACAUUCGAAAGCAUUUCAGUGCUACACUGGCAUACACGAAGCUGACAAAAGUUCUGAAAAACUAUGUGGACAAUGCAGAUAAGCUGACAGAACAGCUGCUGAAGGCCAUGAAAGCUCUGGAAUACAUCUUCAAGUUCAUCGUCCGAUCCAGAGUCCUCUUUAACCAGCUCUAUGAGAACAAAGGAGAGGCUGACUUCAUGGAGUCCUUGAGGAACCUUUUCACAUCCUUUAAUGACAUGAUGAACAGUAAUUCAGAGAACACUGGCAUGGUGAAGGGUGCUGCACUGAAAUACAUUCCCACUAUCGUCAAUGAUGUCAAGCUGGUCUUUGAUCCCAAGGAACUAAGCAAGCUGUUUACAGAGUUCAUCCUUAAAGUCCCUGUAGGUCGCCUGGUAAAACAGAAGCUGGACUGCCUGAUUGACAUCGUACACAGCGAUCUCUUCAAUCAUCACGAUUGCCGCGAGAUCCUGCUGCCACUGAUGACGGACCAGCUGAAGUUCCACCUGGAGAAGCGGGAGGAGUUGAAGGCUUGCUGCCAGCUGCUUAGUGACAUCCUGGAGGUGCUUUACAGAAAAGAUGUGGGUCCCACCCAGUGGCAUGUGCAAAUCAUCAUGGAGAAGCUGCUGAGGACCGUUAACAGGACAAUCAUUUCUAUGGGUCGCGAUUCACCUCAUAUCGGAAGCUUCGUGGCCAGCAUGACUGGCGUACUGAGGCAGAUGGACGACUAUCAUUAUGCUCAUCUGAUCAGCACCUUUGGCAAGAUAAGGAGUGAUGUGGUGGAUUUCCUAAUGGAAACAUUUAUCAUGUUCAAAGAUCUCAUUGGAAAAAAUGUCUACUCCUCGGACUGGAUCAUAAUGAACAUGAUGCAAAAUAAAGUGUUCCUACGGGCCAUCAGUCAGUAUGCAGCCGUGUUGAACAAGAAAUUUCUGGAUCAAACCAACUUCGAGCUACAGCUGUGGAACAACUACUUUCAUCUGGCUGUGGCCUUCCUUACCCAGGAGUCAUUGCAGCUAGAGAACUUUUCAAGUGACAAAAGAGCUAAGAUCUUCCACAGGUACCAGGACAUGAGAAGACAGAUUGGCUUUGAAAUCAGGGAUAUGUGGUACAAUCUAGGGCCCCACAAGAUAAAAUUCAUUCCGGAGAUGGUGGGUCCUAUCCUGGAGAUGACACUAGUUCCUGAGAUCGAGCUGCGAAAGGCCACCAUCCCCAUCUUCUUUGACAUGAUGCAGUGCGAGUUCCACUUCACAAUGCAUUUCCAACGGUUUGAGAACGAGAUCAUCACCAAGCUGGAUCACGAGGUGGAAGGGGGCCGCGGAGACGAGCAGUACAAAGUUCUCUUUCAGAAAAUCUUACUGGAGCACUGCAGGAAGCACAAGUACUUGGCCAGGACGGGUGAGAAUUUCGUCACUCUGGUGGUGCGUCUGCUGGAGAGGCUGCUGGACUACAGGACCAUCAUGCAUGACGAGAACAAGGAGAACCGCAUGAGCUGCACUGUCAAUGUGCUUAACUUUUACAAGGAAAUAGACAGAGAGGAAAUGUACAUCAGGUACCUUUACAAGCUGUGUGACCUCCAUAAAGAGUGCGACAACUACACUGAGGCUGCUUAUACUCUGCUUCUGCACGCAAAACUGCUUAAGUGGUCAGAUGAGGCAUGUGCAGCCCACCUGACACAGAGAGACGGCUACCAGGCCACCACUCAAGGACAGCUUAAGGACCAUCUCUACCAGGAGAUUAUUAAUUAUUUCGACAAGGGCAAGAUGUGGGAGGAGGCAAUCAUUUUGGGAAAGGAACUGGCUGAGCAGUACGAGAAUGAAAUGUUUGACUUUGAACAACUCAGUGCAUCCUUGCGGAAACAGGCGCAGUUCUAUGAGAAUAUAGUGAAGGUCAUCCGGCCCAAACCAGACUACUUUGCUGUAGGCUAUUAUGGCACCGGGUUCCCCUCCUUCCUACGUAACAAAAUGUUCAUUUACCGCGGGAAGGAGUAUGAGCGGCGAGAAGACUUCGAGGCACGUCUCCUGACACAGUUUCCCAAUGCAGAGAAGAUGAAGACAACGACACCACCCAGCGAAGACACAAAGUCUUCCUCUGGACAGUACAUCCAGUGUUUUACCGUGAAGCCCAUUCUCGACCUGCCUGCCAAGUUUCAAAACAAGUCUGUCUCUGAGCAAAUACUCAGCUUCUACACGGUAAAUGAAGUCCAUAAAUUCCAGUAUUCCAGGCCGGUGAGGAAGGGAGAGAAGGAUCCUGACAAUGAGUUUGCGAACAUGUGGAUUGAGAGAACCACAUACUCUACAGCGUACAAACUUCCUGGCAUCCUGCGCUGGUUUGAAGUCAAGUCAGUCUCCACUGAGGAGAUCAGUCCAUUGGAAAAUGCUAUUGAAACAAUGCAGCAGACCAAUGAGAAGAUCAGCAGCAUGGUACAGAGGCAUCUCAAUGAUCCCAACCUUCCCAUCAACCCGCUCUCCAUGCUGUUGAAUGGGAUUGUGGACCCAGCUGUCAUGGGAGGUUUUACCAACUACGAGAAGGCCUUUUUCAAUGACAAGUACAUCCAGGAGCAUCCAGAGGACCUUGAAAAGAUAGAGAAACUAAAGGACCUCAUCGCCUGGCAGAUUCCGCAUCUCGCUGAAGGUGUUCGGAUCCAUGGAGAGAAGGUCACAGAGGCACUGAGGCCUUUUCAUGACCGCAUGGAGGCGUGCUUUAAGCAACUGCGGGAGAAGGUGGAGAAACAGUAUGGGGUAAAGUCUCUGCCUCCAGCAGAUGAACGGCGGGGACCUCGUCCUGCCUCCAUGGUGAGGUCCUUCACCAUGCCCUCCUCCCAAAGGCCACUGUCAGUAGCUUCAGUCACCUCCAUCUCCUCUGACAACUCACCCUCCAGGCCCGGCUCAGAUGGUUUUGCGCUGGAGCCUCUUCUACCAAAGAAGCUGCACACCAAGUCUCAGGACAAACUAGACCGUGAUGAACCCGAGAAGGACCGCAAAGAGAAGAAGAAGGAGAAGAGGAACAGUAAGCACCAGGAGGUCUUUGACAAAGAGAUGAAAACAGCGGACAUCCCUCUGCAGCCAGCUGAAGCUGUCAUACUGUCAGAGACGAUAAGCCCUCUGCGGCCCCAGAGACCAAGAAGCCAAGUCCUUAAUCAAAUUGUUGGAGACCGCCGUCUUUCUGUGUCACCUGGACCCCCUACUUCUUCCUCCAGCUCCUCCUCACAGUGCCCCCCACCCAUUACACCAAGGAGCAAAGUUUCCUACAACCUGCAUGCCGUUUCCAGUCUGGAGCUGAACGGGAUGGGUUGCUCUGAUAAAGGUGAAACCCCUCCUCCGCUGCCUUUGAAAAGCAACACAGCUGAUUACGGCAACCUGCUAGAUAAUCAAGACUUGACGAGUCCCACGACACCUCCACCACCCCCUCCACAUCAAAGACAAUUUCCGCCACCUCUUCCGAGCAAGACUCCUCCUCCACCUCCUCCCAAGACCACCAGGAAACAGGCCUCCAUCGAUUCAGGAAUUGUGCAGUAAACAAAGAAACUUGACAGUAGGACCAAACAACACACUGACAACGCAACAAAAACAACAUCAACAGUAACCCCAGAAAAGUGGUUGUUUUUACCCACACAUUCCUCGCUUCCCUGUCCCAGCUUGACAAGAUGAAUACCUCACCGCAGCCCGCCCCCUCGUACCAUCUUUUCUUUUCCUUUCUUUUUUUAUGUUAUGUUUUUUUUGCCUGCUGUUUGACGAUGAUGCAGUCUGCAGCAGGGAGCAUGUUGCACAGAAGUAUUCACUGAAUUUGCAGAUGCUGUCUAUGACCGAUACAAUGCCGCAUCGAAAUUUUAUUGUGACAUUGUGCUCAGACAGACGAGCUUGGACCAAUGGCUUUCCAGUACUGACCCACUCUCAAAUAUAUGAGAGCAAAUGGCUCAUUAAAGCAUUAUUCCUCUCUUUACUCAUAUUCCCACUAUGUACAGAGGUUUGUAUAUAGGACUAUUUUAUUUCAGGUUUUUUUGUAUGUGACUUGAUUAUGAUUUUUUGUAUUAACGUGUCAUUAGAUUAAGUGGCAUUUAUAUGAACAAAAAAGGGCUUGUAGGUUUUGAAUUGACAGGGACUUUACAAAGUUGGUAUGUGGAAAAAAAAGAUGGAUUUUAUUGGUAAAAUUUUGGAGUGCACAUACAACUAACUCCUACCACGUUAUCAUUGUUCAGAUCUUGUCCUUGAUUGCUGUAACCUUGGAUUUCAGUAAUAAUGACUGUUCCCAAUUCACUACUGACAUGACUUCUGAAUAAACUUU